This is a messenger RNA of Gracilinanus agilis (Agile Gracile Mouse Opossum), 1264 nucleotides long. RefSeq names its product lymphatic vessel endothelial hyaluronan receptor 1 (gene LYVE1). Gene Ontology annotation, biological process: cell adhesion. The record is from RefSeq and is a predicted model, not a curated record. The coding region runs from base 1 to 981 and encodes 326 amino acids. Gene Ontology annotation, cellular component: plasma membrane. NCBI's taxonomy places the organism in Eukaryota, Metazoa, Chordata, Mammalia, Didelphimorphia, Didelphidae. Gene Ontology annotation, molecular function: transmembrane signaling receptor activity; hyaluronic acid binding. The transcript has 6 exons.
AUGGCACGCUGCCCCAUCAUGGAACGCUGCCCCGCCAUGGCCCUGCUCCUUUCCCUGCUCUUGUUCAUGGUUCAAGGCUUGCUCCGAGUAGAAGAUCUCCUUAUCACUGAACAAUGUAGGAUCAUGGGAAUCACCCUCAUUGGCAAAGGGAAAGGAGCAGAACUUAAUUUUACUGAUGCCAGUGAUGCCUGCAGCGUGUUGGGUCUCCAGUUGGCCAGUAAAACUCAAGUGACCAUUGCCAGGGACUUUGGAUUUGAGACAUGCAGUUUCGGGUGGGUCUCUGACAAGUACGUGGUCAUCUCCCGCAUUCUCCCCAAUCCAAAGUGCGGUCAAAACAAAAUAGGUGUUCUAGAAUGGAAAGUGCCCCUCUACAAGAAGCAGUAUGCGUACUGUUACAACUCUUCAGAUAUAUGGCUUAAUUCAUGCUUCCCUGAUGCUGUUACUACCGAAGAAGACAUAACCAUCCCACCAACUGUACUGGACACAACUGAAACUGGACACAAUGUCAGUGACACAGCUGAUACAACAACCACCUCUCCAGCCCCACCGCCUAACCCAGUAAAGCCACGAUGGAACAAAAAGUUAAUUUGUGUGACAGAACUAUUUUUGGAAACAAGCACUGUGGAAACAAGUACCAUGCCAGAGGACGUUGAGCCAACUUUUGAAAGUCAAGCUGCAUUUAAGAAUGACGGAGUUACAUUUGGAGGAGUACCCACCACACUCUUGGUUCUUGCCCUGAUUUUCUUCAUUGCUGCCGUUGUACUGGCUGUCUGCUAUGUCAAAAGGUACAUGAGCUCCUUCCCAUUUACGAACAAGAAUCAGAAAGAAAUCACUGAAGCCAAAGGGGCAAAAGCAACAAAGGCAGGGGAUAAAACUCCUAAGGAAGAACCAAAGAAAAGUGAGAAAAAAGCAGAAGAGACCAAGAUGACACCCAAGAUGACACCCAAAAUGACAGUCAAAUACAUGGAAGCUGAGGUUUAGGUGGGUUAGGAUGGCAGAGGACACACCUCUGUACCAGGGACCAAAGGCUGUGGACACCUUCUUGCCUCAAAAGGCCCCUGUAUUCUCCACUAGAAGAAACUGCCAAGCCCAAGAGAUCAAGCAGGAAAGCCCACAAUCAUUCCCUAACCAGAGGACUCAUCCAGAUGACCUACCUAUUCCUUAUUGCCAUUUUCCUAUGCCUGGGCCCUGGGUCCUAUCACCCAAAGUCUCCAUAGUGACCACAGCCUAGAUCCAAAGUCUCUAUUUCCUAAUAAAAUCCAGG